UGUUCGGGGUUAUGUUCGGGCUUUGAUUUCCUUUCGAUUCUGCUGCUGGGAAGGGAUGCUUGAUGGAAAUGAAGAAGUCAUGGGAACUCCAGUAUCUUGUUCAGGCAGAUGUUUGUGCUGGAAGUCAUUGGCUCCUUCUGUCAGAGUGAAGAGGCCCGGUUCCCAUCUUACCUGUGCAGGGUGGCUGAAAAUACACCUGCUUAUUAUCAUCCUGGCAGGUCAAGCUUUUGGUCUCAACUCCACAAUCGCUUCCAACUUCACCACUUCGACAACAGCUGCACAGACUGCCGGUCAAGCUUUCCGUAGUCUAAGUUCCACGCCUGAUUCCAACAUCACCACUCCAACAAGAGACACUUCCAGCAAUGAAGCUACUGAGAGCCCAUCCUCUGCUGUUCCUUCCAUCCCUCCCACUCCCACAUCACAAACAUCAGUGCAUUAUUUUCUUGAUGUCACUGUGGUUGUCAGCGGACAGAAAACGAAUGAAUCCGAAAUUAUUGACUGGCUGGAUCAGGUGUUCCAAACCAAUCUGGAGAAACACUUGGCUUUAUUCAAUGGACAAACAACUGCGAGCCACACAUCUCCACAAACUACAAAUGCAAGCUCUUCAAAUGGGACAACACCACCACAAAUUGGAGAUGGUAUUACGGCCACACCCUCCUUAUUUCAGGGAAUGGAAGUUUCAUGCACUCUUAAAACCAUGACAAAUAACACGAAGUGCUCCGUACUCCUGCGGCUGAGUCAGAGCGUACCUGCGUGUUCCAUCCUCCAAACACUCUGUGCAGCAAGUAAAAACUCUUCCAACAUCGCUGUAGUGGGAAAUAAGGCAGAUGAACUGAGUCCAAUUCAGCAGUGCAGCAGUCAGCCAAACAGCUGCAUUUAUUCUGGUCCACAGAAUGCAUCAUGUGAAGAUUCUGGGCCGUCGUAUGUCAUUCCACAAAGCAAUUCAACAAACUGCACUGCAGAUACCAACAACUGUAACUGCUCUGCUUACUGCAGCAGAUCAGGAGGAGCCUAUUACACUUUUUCAGUUUUCUUACAAAACCCCGUGAUGAACUCUUCAUCCCUCUCCUCCCUGAUUUCCGUCCUGAAAGAUCCAGCUGUUUGCUUUGACAAUACAAGUGUUCCAUGUCCACUGUCCAUUGCAUCGGCAUACAAGAAUGCCAGUGUUGCCUGUGAAGGAGCAGCAAAUCAAACCUGCAAAGCAGUUUUAAGCUUUUCCCAAAAUGUSUCGAUCUGUUCUGUGGCGAACGCUCUCAUGAACGUGUUUCAAGAUGAGGAACAAAUCUAUUUUAAUGGACAAGUGAGACUAGCAGCAAUAUGCGGAAUCUUGGAAAUGUCCGACAACUUCCUGGACUCCCAGGUCACCUGGAUAGAAAGUGACCUGAAGACUGACGACUUUUGCACAAGAAUACAGAACUACAACAACAUUACAUGUCAAAAUGGAACAAAUAUUUUCCUACUGGAAGCUUGUGAUGCUAAUGUUGUGUCGACUACAACUAGUCCUAAUGUUACAACCCCACAACCAAACAACAACACCUCGUCUGUCAAUGCAACAACUUUACAACCAAGCAACAACACAUCAUCUGUCAACGCAACAACUUUACAACCAGGCAACAACACCUCCUCUGUCAACGCAACAACUUUACAACCAGGCAACAACACAACAUCUGUAAAUGGGACUACAUCCAUGACAAACGCCACCACAGCAGCACCAUCAACAACAACAAACCAGAACACAACAGGUGGCUCAGACAAGACCACGCCUGCUGCUAACAGCACGGGGACAGGAACAAUCAACACAACAAUGUCUAACACUGGGAACUCAUCAGGUGGAGCCACUGCGGAAUCAGCUGAAAGCAAAGCUUACAAACUCCUGGCGAAGUCUCAAAACGUGUCCCGGCUGACGGCUACAGAGGUCGACCAGCUGGUGUCUGAACUGGAGGCUCUUUUGUCCGGGCCGACAGUCAGCCUGGUGCUGGGAAACAUCUCUGUCCACAUCGUCAGCAAUCUGCUGGGGGCUACACCUGAGAAGCUGUCGGGCUCUUCCUCCAGCAGGAUUAUAAGGAUUGUCGACACAGUGGGCUUGAAGCUGGUCGUUGGGGGAACAGCUCAGACUCUGUUGGCCCCGUCUCUGUCUCUGUCUGUGAAACCGGCCGAUGGCACAAAUUUCCAAGCGGUGACUUUUUCAGUCUCGGAUCGCAGCACUGUUUCGGUCCGCAGAGWUCCAAGGCUGACGAGGAGUCUGACCACAGCCUCCUCUGUCCCUCAGGGCUCCAUCAAUCUGCCCUCCACCCUCACUCAGGGUCUAACAGAAGAAGAAAGGCGGAUGGUUUCCKGACUUCAGUUCCACUUCUACCAGAAGAGCACCGUGUUCCAGGACAAAUCAUUAGGACAGCGUAAACUCAUCAGUGGGAUCUUAGGAGCAACUGUGACUAAUCUGUCAAUCAAGGGACUGACUGAACAUGUUGGAUUUCAGCUGGAAAAUACAGAACCCAUACCUGCUAAUUUUGUUGCAACCUGUGUUUUCUGGGACUUCACAUUAAACAACGGUUCAGGUGGUUGGAGCUCAAAUGGCUGCUUUGUCAAAAACAGUACUGACCAUGAGACAAUCUGUCUCUGCAACCAUUUAACCAGUUUUGGUAUUCUGCUGGAUGUUGCCAGACAGCCUACUGUCAGRGCCGUUCAGAACACCAUCCUCACCUUCAUCACAUACAUUGGCUGUGGAGUUUCGGCAAUCUUCCUGUCUAUAACUCUUCUCACUUACCUGGCCUUCGAGAAGUUGCGUAAAGACAUCCCGUCCAAGAUCCUGAUCGAGCUGUGCGUCGCCCUGCUGCUGCUCAACAUGGUCUUCCUGGUGGACGCGUGGCUGGCCCUUUAUCCGGACGCUGUGGGCCUUUGCAUCUCCACCGCCUGGUUCCUUCACUACUUCCUGCUGGUGGUCUUCACCUGGAUGGGGUUGGAGGGGGUCCACAUGUACAUGGCCAUAGUGAAGGUCUUCAACAGCUACAUACCAUACUACAUGCUGAAGUUCUCACUUGUGGGCUGGGGGGUCCCAAUGCUUGUGGUCAUCAUUGUCAUUGCGAUCGACAAAGACAACUAUGGCCUCGUGUCCUACGGACGGUCUACAGAUGGCACUAGUGAUGACUUCUGCUGGCUGAAGAACGACAUUGCCUUCUACGUUGCCGUCGUGGCCUACUUCUGCGUCAUUUUCAUCUUCAAUCUCAUCAUGUUCGUCGUGGUCUUAGUUCAGCUGCAUCGAGUGAAAAAGCAGAAUCCUCACAACGUGAAGCAAGGCAUGACGGUGAAGGACGUCCGCAGCGUGUUGGGGAUAACGUUCCUCCUGGGCCUCACGUGGGGCUUUGCCUUUUUCGCCUGGGGGCCCGUUAACCUGCCGUUCAUGUACCUCUUCGCCAUCUUCAACUCCCUGCAAGGUUUCUUUAUAUUUGUGUUCCACUGUGCGGUGAAGGAAAGCGUGAGGAAGCAGUGGAGGACCUACCUGUGCUGUGGCAGAAUGAGACUCGCAGAGAACUCAGAGUGGAGUCGAACUGCAACACAGAAAACUGCGAGGAGGUCCCCACUCACAUCCUUCCACUCAUCAAACUCUCCCAGCUCCUCCACUUUCCUCGUCAGCAACUCUUCAGACGUAACAAAUGGCGUUAGUAGUCCAUUUGACGACCAAACUAUCACAGCUGAUGAAAGCCCAAACAUGGAUGUGGUUCUGAAUGAGAUGAACAGUCGAUACAGAAACCAACAAGCAACCUGAUACAAAAAAAUGUGUAAAUAAUGUAAAUCAGCAGAGUAAUAUAUCUUUAAAUAUACUAUUUAACUGACUUGUAAUAAAACACACAAAAACGUGUUUUCUUUUUURUUGCAGUCGCUGGACUUCAUAUUUUUAAAAGCAUUCAGUGUCCAAAUUUAAUUAUUUCAAUGCAAUUAAAUUUUCCAAUUCCUACCCAAUUAAACCAAAGUUAAAUCUAAAGUAUUUUCCUGCUUUAGAGCAACAUUUUGAUAUUUUAUACUUUUAACUGCAUUAUCAGUAGUUAGCUGAUCACAGCCCGCUGCUUCACCACAAGAUGUCACUUUAUCCUGACACCCAUUGAAUGAAACCCUUCACUCUUAGACAAACACUUCACUACAGAAGCCCCCCAGAGUGAGGCCUUUUACUCUUUUCUGCUACAUAGUUACCAAAGUGCAGCUGAGAAGCAUUUAGCUUGGUUGUGCCUAUAAAAUGAAUUAAUCCUCUUGCCUGUUUUAUGCUAUUAUUGUUGUCAUAAAUCAGUCAUGGUAAAAAAAAAAAAAAGUAUCGUCUUUGCAACAAAAAACUCCUUAAGUAUCAAAUUUCUACUGAGUAAUACCAAUUAAAUAAAAAAAUAUGUAACAAAAUGGGUAAAUGGUUAUUUAUGCUCAUAAAAUCUUGACUAGUUUGCUUAUUAAGUUAAAUAUUUUGUUUAGCUCAAUUAGUUUUGUUUAACAGUGGCUUUAUUGAUAAUGGGUUCAACAGAACUUUAGUUUGUUUAGUUUAACAGGACAWUGGGAAUAUUUAGGGCUUUGGAAAUCCUUUCACAUCCCUGAACUUACUCAUUUAUUUUGCAAUACUUUUCAUUAACUGGUAUUAUUCCAUAGAAAUUUGAUAUUGCUUUGAAUAAGUUUUUUUUUUGUAAAGAAUGACCAUUUUUAUUGACUAUAUAUAAAAACAUAACAUCCAAGGAUAGAAAUACUUUUCAUAGACACGAGUCAGUGUUUUCCUCCAAAACACCUUUUAAUUGCAGAUGGUCACAGACUACCUCAAGUAGGACAGAACAAUAUUUGGUGAACUUAUAAUGAAUAAAUAAAGGUCACUCAGGGUCCACCACGUGUGCCGUGUACUGUAUAUAUGCAAACUACAUUCACCGUCCUCAACAUGCUCCAAAUAUAAUCAAUAUAUCAGGAGAAAUCAAAAAGGUGCUAAUAAUAAAAACAUUACAUAAAAACAGCACGAGCACAAAUGUGGUAUUAACAGGGAGGAAAUGUUUCCCUUUUAAAACACACCUUAGACUUCCACCGGGCAUGAUCACGCCGCCUUAACACAACGUAAAAUAUUCAGGUCACAUUUAACAAAAAAAUCAGUCUAAAAGCAGCUCACGCACGAGUGAGCUCAAAAACUCAGUCUUUAAAGGUUWAACCAUAUAAUCAGUGUAUCAAAUCAGUGUUCAAACAUUUAACAGUUCCUUCAGAGCACAUGCAAACAGGUUAAAUCUAAAGAUAUACAAAAAUAUAAACCAAGAAGUUGCAUUAAAAAAAA
Messenger RNA from Austrofundulus limnaeus, 5281 nucleotides. RefSeq names its product G-protein coupled receptor 64. Gene Ontology annotation, cellular component: plasma membrane. The transcript is spliced from 32 exons. The record is from RefSeq and is a predicted model, not a curated record. Gene Ontology annotation, molecular function: G protein-coupled receptor activity. Gene Ontology annotation, biological process: cell surface receptor signaling pathway; adenylate cyclase-activating G protein-coupled receptor signaling pathway. Lineage: Eukaryota; Metazoa; Chordata; Actinopteri; Cyprinodontiformes; Rivulidae. Bases 56 to 3763 code for a protein of 1235 amino acids.